Messenger RNA from Paraphaeosphaeria sporulosa, 6239 nucleotides. RefSeq lists its product as uncharacterized. The transcript is spliced from 4 exons. Bases 146 to 5935 code for a protein of 1929 amino acids. NCBI's taxonomy places the organism in Eukaryota, Fungi, Ascomycota, Dothideomycetes, Pleosporales, Didymosphaeriaceae. Gene Ontology annotation, molecular function: DNA binding; ATP hydrolysis activity; ATP-dependent chromatin remodeler activity. The record is from RefSeq and is a predicted model, not a curated record.
CGUGAGCUCGACGGCCAAUUUUGCCCCGACGCACGUGACCUGCCACACUGCACACCCUGCCCCACCCCCCGUGCGCCCAUGGCGCCGUGACUGGUCCUCGUAAUUUAUAAUAAUCCCCGCUUGUGCGUCCGCGCACGCCGCCAUCAUGAGUGGCUCCAGCCGGCUUGACAGGCUCGUCACACUACUCGAGACCGGGAGCACAGCAUUAAUCCGGAAUACCGCUGCAGAUCAGUUGGCCGACGUUCAGAAGCAGCACCCGGAAGAUCUCUUUAAUUUACUCACUCGAGUCAUCCCGUAUCUGCGCUCCAGGAGUUGGGAGACCAGGGUCGCUGCCGCCAGGGCCUUGGGCGGCAUCAUCGCCAAUGCAGAGAAGUUCGACCCCAAUGCCGAGGAUGAGCCCGUCAAGGACGACGUCAAGUCUGAGACCAAUGGCCACGUCAAGGACGAGAACAGCAAUGGCACCGUCAAGAAAGAGGAGAAUGGCGCCGAGAGCGACGUGCUCGACGAAGACCUUCUCGAGCUUCAGACCAUGGAUAUGGGCUCCAUCCUGAAAUUCGGUAGGCAGCUGUUGGGUAGCGGUGGCAAGGAAUAUGAUUACAAGCUCGCUGGCAUGGAUGCCGCGUCAAGACUUGCGCACCAGAAGAAGACCCUGUCCCAGAGGCUUGGUCUUGCUGGGGAAUACAUGGAAGAAGAGCUCGUUACUGAACAUGAUCUACCAGUACAAACCCCAGGCGUCCGUACCCCGGCGCCCCAUCGCAUAGACACCACCGUGCAGCGAUCAGAUAGCAUGGCUUCUGCAUCCGCCCUCUCCCCUCCACCCGCCGGUACCCCCAAUGGCGAUCAGUCAGGGCUCAGCAAGCGUCAAAUCAAUGCAUUGAAACGCAAAGCGAAAAAGGAUAACCAGAAACAGGCGAGCAAAGUACACAUUGUCGACUUUGGUACUGCCCAACGCAAGAGCUCGCACGAUGUUCCCCAGACGCCCAUCAGUGCACAUCCCCAAGCCAUCAAGCAGGAGUCAAAAGAGGAUCCGGACGCCGCAGCCACCGACGACUACUUCUCUCUGGAACGAAAUGGUGUUGAUGACGAUCAGAAGAUGGUGAAAGAGUUCAAGGGCGAACAGGUCCCGGAGAAGUCAUCCUUCCAGACAGAAGCAGAAGAGCAAGGGCUGGAAUGGCCAUUUGAGCGUGUCUGCGACUACCUGAGUGUAGAGCUGUUUGAUCAUGUCUGGGAAGUGCGGCACGGUGCCGCCAUGGGACUUCGAGAGAUACUUCGCGUGCAUGGCGCAGGAGCCGGACGGGUGAAGGGCAAGACUCGCUCGCAGAACGACAAACUCAAUCAAAGAUGGCUCAACGAUCUUGCAUGUCGCUUCUGCUGUGUUUUCAUGCUGGACAGAUUUGCCGACUACACGGGCGACAAUGCCGUCGCUCCCGUACGCGAAACUACUGGACAAGCCCUUGGUGCGCUGCUUCAGCACCUCUCGUCAGAAAACGUCCUCGCUACAUUCCACGUUCUCAAUCGCUUGAUAUCACAGGAGAAUGCCCCCACACACGCGCUAUGGCAAAUAGCACAAGGCGGCAUGAUGGGUUUGCGGUACCUGGUCGCUGUGAGAAGCGACCUCCUUCUCCAGGACGACGUCCUCAUGGACGGAGUGCUCAACGCUGUCAUAAAGGGGCUCGGCGAUUCCGACGACGAUGUCCGUGCCAUUAGCGCUGCAACCCUUAUUCCUGUCGCCAAUGAGUUUGUCGAGAUGCGACCUGAUAGACUCAAGGAGCUCAUCAAUGAAGUCUGGGCGUGUCUCUCUAGUUUGACUGACGACCUCAGCGCCAGUACUGGUUUCAUCAUGGAUCUCUUGGCGAAGUUGUGUAGUUUCCCCAAGGUCUUGGAAGCGAUGCAAGCCAACGCUCAAAGGGACGAAUCGCAGUCCUUCCACGAGCUGGUACCGCGCCUCUUCCCCUUCCUGCGUCACACCAUCACAAGUGUACGUGCCGCCGUUCUUCGUGCGCUGAGCACAUUCCUCGACAUCCAGGAUGCAGGAAAGGAUGGUUGGAUCGACAGCAAGGCUCUACAACUAGUCUUCCAAAACAUCCUGUUGGAGCGGAACGAGGGAGUGCUUCGACUUUCUAUGCAGCUCUGGAACUCACUUAUCGAAGUGCUCGGCAGUGCGCAGCUUCCUUUGCAUCUUGGGCCCAUCCUCGGAAGUCUCAUCCCUCUAUCAUUGACACCUAUCGGUGUACCUCGCCACCCAAUACAGAUGGAUCAGUCUCUACUCAUCAAACCAUCUGGUCAAGCCUUUGGUCCUCCCGCAAAUCAACAACCUUCCCGACGUUCAACACCGCCACAGAACGGCGAGCGUGCCAACAAGAGGCGGAAGCAAUCUCGUGUUGGCAGGGAAGAAACACCGGCGUUGGCCAGUACCUCCUCGCACAAUGUUGACGGACCGAUGGUCAAUGGCGAUCUGGAGCUCGUUGGCUCGGAAGUCAUGACCCGAUCCAGAAUCUCUGCUGCACAAGCACUUGGAAAGGCCAUCGCGAUAUGGCCCGUCGAUACACGAUUGCAGACAUUCAAAUCCGUAUUGACCCCUCCGCUCACAUCUACAAACUCCACAACGCAAUUGACGGCAGCCAUGAUCAUUGAGGAGUUCGGCAAGUGUCUUUCGGCCAAGGACGAGCUUGCGGAAGCCUUUGUCAAAUCUCUCUCGGACAUAGUAGAAGGCGAGAGACCCACCGCAUACGAGGAUCUCGUUCCGAAGCUGCAAAUCGUUCGAACGCAAUGCACCGCAUUGUUGAACGUCUUCCGCGACCAUCACGUGCAGAACCUGCCCAACAUCGCAAUAGUCGUUCAAGGUCAACCCGAAGCAAGCCAAUACGCGUUUUCUGUGGCGGACGCUGAGAAGAUUUUGAGCGUUUCGUACGAGAAGUUGAAGAAAGCCAUGACGCCGGCAGCGCGGAUGAUGGCUAUCGCGAACUUGGAGACCACGAAGUCUGAGGUGGAAACCACGUUGCGAGAAGCCAAGGAGAUCAAAGAGGAGCGCGACGUCCGAAUCAAGGCUGCUGCCGCUGGAGCGCUCAUAUCUCUCAAGUCACCUCCCGGAAAACCAUCCUUUGCGAUCAAAGCGAUGAUGGACAGCAUCAAGAAGGAGGAAAACGUUGAGCUCCAGAAACGCUCGGCCAGCGCUGUUGCGGGCUUCAUUGUACACCUCGUCGACAAGAACAAGAUGGGUGUUGUUAAGAAGGUUGUCGGUAAUCUCGUCAAGUUCUACUGCAUGGAGACCGCCGAGACGCCCGAGUUCCCGGCACACGCACACGUGGAAGAUGGAAUCCUCACGCUUAAGAAGGACGAGGACAUCCGCGACCAUCCAGACGCCGCCAAGUUUGCCGAAGAAUCCAAGGCGGCUCGCAUUACCAAACGCGGUGCUCGUGAGGGUCUCGAGCAGGUUGUUCAAAGCUUUGGUGCCCAGAUUUUCGAGAAAGUACCAAUCCUGAAAGACUUGAUCGAGAAGCCUAUCCGAGAAGCGUUCACCGAAGCUGCGCUGCCAUCGGAAAUGGACGAAGAAGACGGCGUGUUCGGACAAGAGGUAGUCGAUGCCUUCUCAACGCUUCGAGCACUGGUCGGAAGCCUACACCCUGAGGUCCACCACUUCGUCAAAGAACUCCUCCCACUCGUCGCCAAAGCUAUACAGUCAAGGCUGUACGUUCUGCGAUACGUCGCGGCCAAGUGCUUUGCGACGAUAUGCAGCGUCAUGUCCGUUGAGGGUAUCACGAUGCUGGUCGAAAAUGUGCUCCCAUCCAUCAGUAGAUCUGACCACUUACAUGCUCGUCAAGGUGCCAUUGAAUGCGUGUAUCAUCUUAUCCAUGUCAUGGAGGAUAGUAUUCUCCCAUAUGUCAUCUUCUUGAUUACCCCAGUUCUUGGACGGAUGAGCGACUCCGACAACGACGUACGUCUCCUCGCGACAACCAGCUUCGCCACUCUAGUCAAACUGGUUCCGCUUGAAGCAGGUAUACCCGACCCGCCUGGAUUGCCAGAGUCGUUACUUCAAGGAAGGGAGAAGGAGCGGAAGUUCGUCGCGCAAAUGCUAGACGCCAAGAAGGUUGAGCCGUUUGAGAUUCCUGUCGGUAUCAAAGCAACUCUACGUUCGUACCAACAAGAUGGCGUCAACUGGCUGGCUUUCCUGAACCGGUACAAUCUCCACGGCAUACUCUGCGACGACAUGGGUCUUGGUAAAACCUUGCAGACCCUCUGCAUGGUUGCCUCUGACCAUCACUUGCGCGCUGAGGAGUUUGCGAAGACCCAGGAUCCCAACUUCCGCCGCGUACCGUCGCUCAUUGUCUGCCCGCCCACACUUUCCGGGCAUUGGCAGCAAGAAAUCCGUCAAUAUGCACCCUUCCUCUCUUGUGUUGCAUAUGUAGGAUCGCCCGCCAUCCGUGGCCAGUAUAGGGAUCAGCUUGACAAGGUCGACAUUGUCAUCACCUCGUACGAUAUUUGCCGCAACGACAACGAACUGUUGAAGCCCUUCAGCUGGAAUUAUGUCGUUCUCGAUGAAGGUCAUCUGAUCAAGAAUGCCAAGUCAAAGACCAGUCAGGCUGUCAAGAAUUUCCAAUCCAACCAUCGCCUGAUUCUCUCCGGUACGCCCAUCCAGAACAACGUGCUCGAGCUGUGGUCCCUCUUCGACUUCCUCAUGCCCGGUUUCCUUGGUAGCGAGAAGGUCUUCCAGGAGCGUUUUGCCAAACCUAUCGCUGCAUCUCGUUUUGCCAAGUCUUCUUCCAAAGAGCAAGAACGAGGUGCUCUCGCCAUCGAGGCCCUGCACAAGCAAGUUCUGCCCUUCUUGCUGCGUCGUCUGAAGGAAGAGGUUCUGGACGACCUUCCACCAAAGAUUCUCCAGAACUACUACUGCGAUCUUUCCGAUCUACAGCGCAAGCUCUUCGACGAGUUCACAAAGAAGGAGGGCAAAGAGAUACAGGCUAAAGCCGGCAGCGCUGAUCGCGACAGUAAACAGCACAUCUUCCAGGCUCUACAGUACAUGAGAAAGCUUUGCAACGGACCUUCUAUGGUGAUCAAGCCGAAUCACAAGCAGUACGACGCCACUCAAGCUUAUCUUAAGAAGAACAACACUUCCCUUGAGGAUAUUGCGCAUGCACCUAAACUAGGCGCCCUCAAGGACCUUCUCGUUGAUUGCGGCAUCGGGGCUGCAGAUGUGGAAAAGGAUAAGGGUAUGACCACCAACGGUGACCUUCCUGAAGCCGUCUCGCAACAUCGCGCCCUUGUCUUCUGUCAAAUGAAGGAGAUGCUUGAUGCAGUGCAGACGCAAGUCCUGCAGAAGUGCUUGCCUUCUGUGCAAUUCAUGCGUUUGGACGGUAGCGUGGAUGCGACCAAGCGCCAAGACAUUGUCAACAAGUUCAAUUCCGAUCCCUCCUACGACGUCCUGCUCCUCACGACCAGCGUUGGUGGGCUCGGUCUCAAUUUGACUGGAGCUGACACUGUAAUCUUCGUUGAGCACGACUGGAACCCUCAAAAGGACAUCCAGGCUAUGGACCGCGCGCAUCGUAUCGGCCAGAAAAAGGUCGUCAACGUCUACCGCAUCAUCACGCGCGGUACCCUAGAGGAGAAGAUUCUCAAUCUCCAACGCUUCAAGAUUGACGUUGCCUCGACCGUUGUCAACCAACAAAACGCAGGCCUGGGCUCCAUGCAAACAGACCAGAUUCUCGACCUGUUCAAUGUCUCCGCCGAUUCUGCAGAUCCUUCCGCGCUUCCGCCUCCGCCAUCAAACGACAAAGACGGUGUAUCGGGCAUCAACGAGAACGACGCCGUGGACGCAGAGGGUAAUCUCCGGGAGAAGGGCAAGAAGGGCUUCCUGGAUGAGAUUGGCGAGCUUUGGGACGAGAGCCAGUACGAGGAGGAGUUCGACCUGGAGGGCUUCUUGGGCAAGAUGAAGACUUAGCAGCUUCCCCUCUUCACUUUCACUGUAUGGUUAUUUUAGGGAUGGGCAAUUUGGCGUUGGUGGAAUCACGGCCGCCUGGUUGGGCUAGGCUGUUGGCUUGCUUUGCGAGGCCCUGUGUAUGUGUGCGUGUGUCUGUACUGGCAUUGUUUGGUAUUAGCAUGGCGUUGGAGGGUUGCUUCACUUUCCACUUGUUACCCCGACAGGUUCUUAGCCCGACAGCUUGGCGGGUGACUUUGACUGUACUAGGUAGAUAGGUGAUUGGCCGCAGGCGGUGCGUCGGCAUUAGAAUUGAGGAGUGUGUGCA